Molecule: messenger RNA, 2190 nt
Organism: Odobenus rosmarus divergens (Pacific walrus)
Lineage: Eukaryota; Metazoa; Chordata; Mammalia; Carnivora; Odobenidae
Gene: F2
Product: coagulation factor II (thrombin)
Exons: 15
Coding region: 203-2071 (622 amino acids)
Biological process (GO): proteolysis; positive regulation of blood coagulation; blood coagulation
Cellular component (GO): extracellular region
Molecular function (GO): calcium ion binding; serine-type endopeptidase activity
Source: RefSeq, a predicted model, not a curated record
CUCCAGGCCUGGCCCAGGACAGACCAUCUGUCCCUGGUCCCAAGAGGACCUGUCUUCCUGGAUGGCGGGGUGGACUAUCUAUACACUAGUCCCAUGGCCCUGACCUGCUGACCUCUCCCUCUUGGCUGAUUUCUUCAUGUUAGUUCAACAUUAACCCAGAGUGGUCAGGACAAGUCCUCAGAGUCCCAGGAGCUGACACACUAUGGCGCACAUCCGAGGCCUCUGGGUACCUGGCUGCCUGGCCCUAGCUGUCCUGUGUAGCCUUGUGCCCAGCCAGCAUGUGUUCCUGGCCCCUCAGCAAGCGCUCUUGCUGCUCCAGCGGGUCCGACGCGCCAACAGUGGCUUUCUGGAGGAGUUGCGCAAGGGGAACCUGGAGCGGGAGUGUGUGGAGGAGCAGUGCAGCUAUGAGGAGGCCUUUGAGGCCCUGGAAUCUUCCAUCGCCACGGAAGUAUUCUGGACCAAGUACACAGCUUGUGAGUCGGUGAGGAAACCUCGAGAAAAGCUCACUGAAUGUCUGGAAGGUAGCUGCGCUGAAGGUCUGGGCAUGAACUACCGAGGGAACGUGAACUUCACCCGGUCAGGCAUCGAGUGCCAGCUCUGGAGGAGUCGCUACCCACACAAGCCUGAAAUCAACUCUACCACCCACCCUGGGGCCGACCUGCAGGAGAAUUUCUGCCGUAACCCGGAUGGCAGCACCACUGGGCCCUGGUGCUAUACUACAGACCCCACUGUGCGGAAGGAGGAGUGCAGCAUCCCUGUGUGCGGCGGGGGGGGCGUCACUGUGCAGCUGACCCCACGAACCAGCGGCUCCACGGUGAAUCUGUCACCUCCAUCGGAGCAAUGCCUCCCUGAGCGUGGCCGGUACUACCAGGGUCGCCAGGCGGUGACCGCACAUGGGUCCCCCUGCCUGGCCUGGGCCAGCAGUCAGGCCAAGGCCCUGAGCAAGGACCAGGACUUCAACCCUGAGGUGCCGCUGGUGGAGAACUUCUGCCGCAACCCGGACGGGGACGAGGAGGGCGCGUGGUGUUAUGUGUCGGAGGACCCCGGCGGCUUCGAGUACUGCGACCUGGACUACUGCGAGGAGCCGGUGGAGGAGGUGGGCGACGGGCUGGCCGAGGACCCGGACGCGCCCAUCGAGGGACGCACCGGCGAAGAGGAGUUCCAACCCUUCUUCAACGAGAAGACCUUUGGCGCCGGGGAGGCAGACUGUGGGCUGCGGCCUCUGUUCGAGAAGAGGUCGGUGAAGGACAAAACAGAACACGAGCUUCUGGAUUCCUACAUCGACGGGCGCAUCGUGGACGGUUGGGACGCGGAGAUUGGCCUCGCGCCCUGGCAGGUGAUGCUAUUCCGGAAGAGUCCCCAGGAGCUGCUGUGUGGGGCCAGCCUCAUCAGUGACCGCUGGGUCCUCACGGCUGCCCACUGUCUCCUGUACCCACCUUGGGACAAGAACUUCACCGAGAAUGACCUUCUGGUGCGCAUUGGCAAGCACUCCCGCACCAGGUAUGAGCGGAGCAUCGAGAAGAUCUCCAUGCUGGAAAAGAUCUACAUCCACCCCAGGUACAACUGGAGGGAGAACUUGGACCGGGACAUAGCUUUGCUGAGGCUCAAGAAGCCCAUCACCUUCAGCAACUACAUCCACCCCGUGUGCCUGCCUGACAAGGAAACCGCAAUCAGACUGCUCCGCGCCGGAUACAAAGGGCGGGUGACUGGCUGGGGCAACUUGAGGGAGAUGUGGAUGUCCAGCGUUGCCGAGGUGCAGCCCAACGUCCUGCAGGUGGUGAACCUGCCCAUUGUGGAGCGGCCGGUGUGCAAGGCCUCCACUCGGAUCCGCAUCACCGACAACAUGUUUUGUGCUGGCUUCAAGCCCAGUGAAAGGAAACGAGGAGAUGCCUGUGAAGGCGACAGUGGGGGGCCCUUUGUCAUGAAGAGCCCCUUUAACAACCGCUGGUAUCAAAUGGGCAUCGUGUCAUGGGGUGAAGGCUGUGACAGGGAUGGAAAAUAUGGCUUCUACACACACGUGUUCCGCCUGAAGAAGUGGAUACAGAAGGUCAUUGAUCAGUCUGGAAGUUAGCGGGCUGCUCACAUUCUAGGCUCCUCACUGCAAAAUCACAGAAACCAAUCCAGCAGAAUUAUUUUUGUGGUUUGUUCUUAAAACUAUAUAGUUCUCAAUAAAAGUGCCGGUCAACAAGC